This is a messenger RNA of Fopius arisanus, 2072 nucleotides long. RefSeq names its product Methyl methanesulfonate sensitivity 4 (gene mms4). Bases 110 to 1282 code for a protein of 390 amino acids. The record is from RefSeq and is a predicted model, not a curated record. Gene Ontology annotation, cellular component: nucleus; Holliday junction resolvase complex. Gene Ontology annotation, biological process: mitotic intra-S DNA damage checkpoint signaling; resolution of meiotic recombination intermediates; replication fork processing. The transcript has 3 exons. Lineage: Eukaryota; Metazoa; Arthropoda; Insecta; Hymenoptera; Braconidae. Gene Ontology annotation, molecular function: crossover junction DNA endonuclease activity.
AGAGGACUUUAGAAUUUUUGUUUGGGUUAUAUUUCAACGGUUGGAGAGGAAACACCAGUUGCCGGGUGGAAAUUGAUUGAAAUGAAUAUAUGGAAGUAAUUAUUGAAAAAUGGACGAUUAUGGUGAGGAUUCCCAGGGGGAGUUUCCUCCUGUUGAAUUUAAUUAUAUUCCUACUGCUGAUGAAUUGAUUGAGAAGCCAGUGGAGUCGACAUCAUCCACUGGGGGAAAAAGCAAGAAUUCAAAAGCAGCGAAAGCUUCUGAUGAACAAGCGUUGAAGAGGAAGUGGAUUCGCAACAGGGAAAAAGCGGAAAAAUUGGUUGCCAAGACGUGUCGAAAAAAUAUUCAACCUGGAGAGUGUAUGGAAUUUGUUCGAGUUAAUUUUGAUGAGGGAAUUGGAGAAUUUGAUUUCUACCAAGAAUCAGUGUCAUUGCUUGAAGAUGCAAAUGUCAGAACGCAGAAAAUUCCUCUGAUCAUUCCAAAUUAUGUGAAUUGGACGAGAUUCACGGAAAUUCAUACAAUUGAUAACAACAAUCAAGUAAAUACUGGGAUCACUGAAGAAACUCAUGGGCAUGUGAUGAUUAUAUGGAAGUGGAAUGAAGUUGUGGAAAAAAUACAUGGUCAAGUAUUUACAGAGAGUCUUGUCAACAUUUCAAAGAUCUUGCAGGAUAAAAAAUUGAUUGUCAUUUUAUACCAGAUGAAGGGAUAUUUUGCAUAUCACAAGAGCGAGAAUGGAGGGGGAAAGCUGAAGCAGAAGUACGACAACAUUGAUUUAUUACCGAAGAUUUCGAGGAAAGAAUUUGAGAAUGCAGUGGUUAAAACUCAGAUACGACUGGGUUGUACCAUCACGCUGAUUGAAAAUUCUCAAGAUAUGAGUUUGUCAAUCUUUCGAUACACCAAGGCAAUCGCUGAAAUUCCUUAUAAGCUGAUGAAAGAGGAAGGUACAAAACACCUUGAUUUUUAUGCGAUGGACGAUAAUAGAAAUACAAUCCAAGUGGACAGCGAUGGGGUUGGAUUGAAAAGACUUUGGCUGAGGCAACUUUGCUUGUUUAAUAAUGCUAGUUUACCAACUGCAGAAGCAAUUUGCGAAAUUUAUCCAAGCCCUUCACGACUCAUGGAGGCAUACGACAGCUGUUCGCCUGAGGAAGGAGAGGCAUUACUGAAAGAUAUUCCGAUCAGCAGGGGUCCAUCAGAAUUAUGUACAUCCAGAAGAAUCGGUUCAGAAUUAAGUCGCAAAAUUUAUAUUAUGUUUUCUUCAAUGGAUGGCAGCGAAAUAGUACAAUAAUAAUUUAUUGGUUGUAAUGAACAGGCGAACAGAGCAGAAAGUUUAUAUUCUGGUGAUAACUGUUAUCGAAGUUGACCAUGACCACCUAACGAUCGAAACCAACGAGAAAUUUCUAGUGACCCACUAUCCUGCAAAAAUGGAGGACAUAAAUCGCGUCGACAACUGACCCCUUGAAUCAGUCCUUUGGCAACUCAAAGUUUUUAUUCGCUUUAGUCAUGGAAAUAACCGAUCCGUUCACCAAUAGGAAGACGAAUCAAAGAUUGACAAUGAAAACAAUCAUUCAUUGUCAAUCUCUUUUAUGAUGGAGGAAUAGGAAAGAGAUCAAUUAAUAAGCAUGUAUGCAUACUAUCAAAAUAAUACGUUUUAUUUGAACAAGUAUUUCAGUACAGAUUUUUUCCAUAAAUUGUGCAAAAAUAUUGAACAUAAUUUUCAUCGCUACUUCUCUAUUUGUUUCCAAGCAUUAACAAAUCGAUAAGGCACUCAACGAUAUUCGCAAUAAUAGUAGAUAAUCGAUACGUACACGAUCACACGAAUGAGGAAAAAUUUAAUAUUCAUAAUUUUUCAUAAAAAUAAAUCUAAUCUCUAGGACAUUCACUGCAAAUACUGCGCACAAUGGAAGUCCUAUAUGGCAAAAAUAUCCGAAUCAUUAAAAUAAUGACGUUCUCCGAUGAAUCUAAUUUACAUUGAUGAUUAAUUACAUAAUGUCCGAUAUUGAGAAUUUAUGUCAAUUUUCCUAUUUGACUAUUUGUACACGAAACAAUUCACUAUUAAUAAACGAAAGGCGAAAAAA